GUUGAGACCGUUUAUCUACUGGAAUUUAUUUUUGCGUAUAGUAUGAGACAGGGGUCAGGGUAAUUCAACAGUCAGGCAUACAAAGAGCUAAAACAAACUGAAAAAGGGCGAAGGAGCGGCGAAUGUUCGAUUCCACUCCAGGUGUUUAUACAAGCAGGAUUAAGGUCAGAUCUUCGAACCAUUUCCGGUACAGGUCAAAACUGUCAAGGGGGUGAGAACUACUUGUAACGCAGCAAGUCUUAGCACUUUUAUGUUUCAGCUCCCUACUGUCAUCGGGAUGAUGAGAUGGUUUCCUAUCUAGGAACGAUGGGUGGGGUUCCUCUCCUCGCUUCCAGUCCUGGAGUAUCUACCCACCGAGAAUGCAGCCUACCGAGGGCGCUCAAAACAUCCCAAACUCACAGACCGAACCUCCCCAACAGAACAGCCCAACAGCGAAAGGCUGGGAAGAGCGACGACGCUCUGCGCAUGUGCGCUCUCCGGGGGUCGAAACUCGGACAGGCGCCGUUUGCCAAGUUGCGUCGUCCAGCGGGCGGCGCAUGCGCAAGCUCGGUUCUGGGCGCUCUGCGUGUCUCUGUAGGUCGGCGCGGGGCGCAGGGGCCGUUGGGAAGAUGGCGAGGGUGGGUCUGGGCGCUUGGGUACCCUGUCGCAGGUUGGGCCGGAUGGCCGUCUCCUUCGGCUUCCACCGUGGGCUCAGCACGUUACUUGCACCGAAGGCCGAGCGGGCGCCACGGUGGCUCCCAGCUUGCAGACAAAAGACCUCAAUCUCUUUCCUUAGUCGACCAGACCUUCCAAACCUGGCUUAUAAGAGGCUAAAAGGCAAAAGUCCAGGAAUUAUCUUCAUCCCUGGCUAUAUUUCUAAUAUGAAUGGUACAAAAGCACUGGCGAUUGAGGAGUUUUGCAAAUCUCUAGGUCACGCCUAUAUAAGGUUUGAUUACUCAGGAGUUGGAAAUUCAGAUGGUAACUUAGAAGAAUGCACAGUGGGAAAAUGGAGAAAAGAUGUUCUUUCUAUAAUUGAUGACUUGGCUGAAGGACCACAGAUACUAGUUGGAUCUAGCCUCGGUGGAUGGCUUAUGCUUCAUGCUGCAAUCGCACGGCCACAAAAGGUUGUUGCUCUUAUUGGCAUAGCUACAGCUGUGGAUGGCCUGGUGACACAGUUUAAUCAGCUUCCUGUUGAGGCAAAAAAGGAAAUAGAGAUGAAAGGUGUGUGGUCCAUGCCAUCAAAAUACAGUGAAGAAGGAGUUUAUCGCAUUCAGUACAGUGUCAUUAAAGAAGCAGAGCACCACUGCUUGUUACAUAGUCCUAUUCCUGUGAACUGCCCUAUAAGAUUGCUCCACGGCAUGAAGGAUGACAUUGUACCAUGGCAUACGUCCAUGCAGGUUGCUGCCCGAGUAGUCAGCACAGAUGUAGAUGUCAUCCUCCGAAAGAAUAGUGAUCAUCGAAUGAAGGAAAAAGCGGACAUUCAACUUCUGGUUUACACUAUUGAUGACUUAAUUGAUAAGCUUUCAACGGUAGUUAACUAGAAUCACAGUUUUAGUUGGAAUGUAAAGUAAUGGAUCCAGAAGAUGGAAGAGGGAUAACAGAUGAAGGACCCUGAUACUUAGAAGGUUUUUUUCUCUUAUCUCUACUUUGUAAAUAUCAUGUGAGUAUUUAAUGAUGUAUUUGCACAAGUGAUUCAGAUUUUGAAGAAAGUGCCAGCUGCUGUUUGAAAAAUUUUCUCCUUCCUUCAAUCCUUGAUUUUUUUCAUCAAAAUAUUUCCUAUUUUUUUAUUCAAGAGAUGUUUACCUUCUAAUGCUUAUGUUAACUAUGCCAGCUCUUACUUAGAAUUGCUAAUAAAACUUGAUUUUUUUGUUUUUUGUUUGGUAUCAUUGUAUAUGGAGAUUUGCAAAAUUAUUUCUGAUUUUAAAAUGCAGUUUACAAGAUAUAGGAAAAUGUUUACUGAAAUAAAUCUAAAAUGACUAGAGAAAUGUCUGAAGCAUA
Molecule: messenger RNA, 1977 nt
Organism: Balaenoptera ricei (Rice's whale)
Lineage: Eukaryota; Metazoa; Chordata; Mammalia; Artiodactyla; Balaenopteridae
Gene: ABHD10
Product: abhydrolase domain containing 10, depalmitoylase
Exons: 5
Coding region: 360-1520 (386 amino acids)
Biological process (GO): protein depalmitoylation
Cellular component (GO): mitochondrion
Molecular function (GO): palmitoyl-(protein) hydrolase activity; hydrolase activity, hydrolyzing O-glycosyl compounds
Source: RefSeq, a predicted model, not a curated record